Purpureocillium takamizusanense is the source of this 682-nucleotide messenger RNA. RefSeq lists its product as uncharacterized. Bases 88 to 552 code for a protein of 154 amino acids. The transcript has a single exon. The record is from RefSeq and is a predicted model, not a curated record. Lineage: Eukaryota; Fungi; Ascomycota; Sordariomycetes; Hypocreales; Ophiocordycipitaceae.
GUAACCAGCAUUCCACUUGUCUCAAUCCUUGUAACAUCUCGUUUGACUGAGAAGAAAAAAAAGACCAUCAACUUCAACCAAGCAGAAAUGUUCAACAAGCUCAGCCUCCUCGCCGUUGGUGCCGCCCUGGCCCAGCUCACGUCUGCCGUUGGCUAUGCGCGCGUCAAGAACAACUGUCCCUUUGAUGUGACGGCUUGGUCCGUCGGCACCGAUAUCUCGCCUGCCCAUACUCUCCGCCACGGCGAAUCGUACGGCGAGCCCUUCACCCGCGAUCCCAAGACUGGCGGCCGGGCGAUCAAGGUGACGAUUCAACCCGAUGGCCUGUGGACUGGCAAGCCGCAGACCAUCUAUGCCUACAACCUGGAUGGCAACACGAUUUGGUACGACUUGAGCGAUGUGUUUGGAGACGCUUUCACGGGCCACAAGAUCAAGCUGGCUUCUUCUAACAAGGAUUGCCCCGCGAUCGUGUGGGAGGAUGGCGUUCCCCCGGCCGGUAGCCAGGUGAAGAACUGCGGUGCUGAUUGGGACGUCACUCUGACUCUUUGCGUGUAAGGAUUUAUUGGGGCUUGCAUGGGGCGUUUGUUCGCUGGUACACCUGUUAUGGCAUCCAGUUCUAUUCUGAGUACUAUCUUGAUAAAUUGAAAUACAGUUGCCUGCUUCAACUCUGUGGGACAAUGACAAC